AUGGCCUAUGAUGGCCUGAAAACACCUGGCGGCCUAGGCACCUCCAACUUCCAGCUUUUGGAACUGCAUGUUGGUGACCUCAACGACACCGAUCGCCAGAUGGCUGUGGGCGAUGACAUGUGGCCCUCUCGGCGCUUCUAUAUGAACCAGGAGGUCUCGGAGUUUGAUCCUGAGGAUCCAACCUCCCCCGUUUACACUUACACGCUGAUUUCCAAUGGCAUCGGUGUGGGCCGUCGCUUCUCUGGUGCCUACGCUGGCUUGACGACCUAUGUGGGCGAGUCUGGCACCGCAUUUUCUGCAGCCGCUGUGAAUCAAGAAAACGUCCUGUUUCUUGGGAAAGCAACUGCUUUUCCGAUGGUCUUAACAACGCUCCUGUUCCUGGAAUCAAUCUGCCUCGGUGCAUCUCUAAGCGUUCCAGAAGUUGCAGCACCUGUGGGACGCAUUCGGGGCAUCAGUGAGGGCCAGGUUCAUGUCUUCCGUGGGAUCCCAUAUGCAGAAGCUCCCGUGGGUGCCCUGCGCUGGCGACCCCCCAAGCCCAUCCAGCCCUGGCAGAGCGUCCAUGAUGCUUCGCGAUAUCGGAGCUACUGCAUGUCGAUCAAGUCCAAAGACGUGUUAACCAAGGGAGGCAGCGAGGAUUGCCUAUAUUUAAAUGUCUAUGCGCCUUCCGAAGCCCAAAGAAACACGUCUCUGCCUUGCUUGGUGUGGAUCCAUGGCGGUAGCUUUGAAACGGGCUCCAGCAAUGACUACAACGCCACAAAGUUGGUGAACUUUUGGAGGUCUCAACAGAGCUACGCCUUGGUUGUGACUCUGAAUUAUCGGCUGAACGUCUUCGGCUUCCUAGGCAGUGACCAGUUGCGGGCUCGUGAUGUGUCGCGCUCCACGGGGAACUAUGGUAUGCAAGAUCAGCGUAUGGCCCUUCGCUGGGUUCAAGAGAACAUUGCAGCUUUUGGCGGUAAUCCGAAUAAGGUGAUGAUCUUCGGUCAGUCCGCGGGUGCAGGCAGCGUCUCCUGCCAUCUGGCCAUGCCUUUGUCCAAUGGUCUCUACAGUGGAGCCCUGAUGGAGUCGGGUGGAUUUGCCGGGUGGUCAGCACAGAACAUGCAGCACAAGGAGCUUUGGUUCGGGAAGCUCAUGAAUCACACCAAGUGCCGCACGGUCGAAUGCCUGGUGACUCUUCCUGCUGAUGAACUGUUGUCUGCGUAUGUGGCCAUUCCGCACGGCAGGUGUUGUGAAGACAUGAUGGCAGCGCCUGGUAUCCCCUGGGCCCCGACCAUUGAUGGUGUUGAGCUCCCAGAUCAUCCGCUCCAGCUGUUGAAGCAGCAGAGGGUGAACCAUGUUCCAACAGUUACUGGAAUUACGUUGGACGAUGGUUCAAGAUUCUUUGAGCAGUACAACCUGAGCUUCACAGACUUUGUGACACUCUUCGAAGACCAAUAUGAGUCUUCAAGAGGGCAAGCGGAACUGUACAGGUCCGAAUCCCAUGUAUCUUUGCCUGGCUAUAGUGAUGGUUGGUGGUCUGCUGAGCGGGCAGUCACCGACCAGAAUUUCUUUUGCCCCAGCCAUUUUGCAUGGCGAAGCCUGGCGGUCACGGGUUCCCCGGUCUUUGGCUAUCUCUUUGCAUCUUCGAGUGAUAGCCCCAUUGUGCACCACUCCAGCGAGUUGCCAUUUCUCUUCAUGAAUUUGACGGAGAAUGCUUCGUUGGAAGAGUGGCAGUUGGCAGAGGAAGUGGCUAUGUCCUGGUAUCGCUUCGCAGAUGUGGGCCAUCCGGGUGGCCAUGGGGACCGCUGGCCCGUCUGGCCCCAGUCUGGGGAGGCGCCCAUUCUGAAGUUUCAGGUGGCAUCGAAAGGUGGUACACAGGUGAUCGAUGGAAACCAGCGAGACUUCAUCAGCAGCAGCCCGCAGACGGCCUUCCAAACCACGGAGGUAUCUCGCCUAGACACGUGCGAGAUGCCCAUAGAGACUGGAGACGAUGUUCGACGCUUGCAGGGCGAUGGAGAUGGGGAUGGGGAUAGCGAGGCGGGCAACAUCACUACUGUGGCUCCUGAUGUGAUGGUGCUUCCCAGCAAGAUCCUUUGCGGCGACAACACGCAGAUCAGCCCAGGGCGGGUGAAGAUGAGCCUCUAUGGAUAUACCUGGGGAAAGAACUGGGAAAGCGAUGUGGCCGGGCAAGACUUGGUCUUUUUUCGCUGGCGGCUGUGCUUUGAAAGCAGAAGUUGGUACAUCAACCAAGUGCUGAACGGUGAAGGAAUCCUUGGGACCGGUGAGAGGGUACAUGUGCUCGACAUGCAACAGGAAGAUGGUCGACCUUUGGUGUAUUGGUUUCCAAGAUUCUAUACGUCUGGUGAUCAUUUGGACUGCACCUUUGCACAAGAUCUCCUGUACAACCUGCCGAAGUGGGAAUGUCCCAACACGCAAACGAUCGGAGCCGUCCAUGUCACUGCCUCCCCAGCAGGUGCAGCAUGUGCCCAAGACGGCCUCAUCGUGAACAUUGGACUCCCUCUGGACCAGCUGCAGAAGAAGGAUCGAUGGUUUUUGUACACCAUGGAGGCCCUUCUUUCUCUGGAUCCGCAGCAGUCUUUGAUCUUGACCUCGUCCAGACUUUGGGCAGGUGACAUUGUGACUGGACUCCUGCCCAGAUAUGCCCAGAACUUUGUGGAAUCGGUCCUUCAAAACAGUCCCUCCUCCGGAAGUGAUGCCGAGGAAACGCCCAAGACAGCCAGCCGGGGCGACGACUCGCCGCGAAAGGGCUCGCCGGAACAGGAACUGCGACAACGAGGCCGGAGUUUGUUGCCCUUCUGGCGUCCAACCACAUCUCAGGCCUUUGCCACGGAGGUGGACCAGCUGGGUGACUCCGAAGCCUCGGAGCUCUUGAUCUCGGGGCAGCUGAUCCGCGUGAAGGGCUGGUGGCGCAAGGGCGCCCGCUUUGAACAGCACUCCGCGGAGGUGCGCCGCGCGGGCCCCGAAGGGGGCGAUGCGCCGCUGCUGCUGUGGGGCCGUAACGAUGGCAGCCGGAGGAGUCUUCCUUUACAGGGCGUGGCGGUGGAAUGUUUUCCGCUGGACGACUACUAUGGCUUUCGCAUUCUGCCGUUGCCGCAGAGUUUGGCGGCAGAUCCCAUCGAUUUCGCCACCACCGAAGGGGACCAAAGAGACCUCUGGAUGGCGGCCAUUUCCAUUGCAUCGGCAUACAAGCCCAAAGAUCCAGUAGCAGGUGGAGUGGGUUUAGCUCAUGGUUUUGCUCGGCGCCCUGCGACACCGUCAACAGGAAUCAUAUGUUACUUGUUGUGCAGCGGACAGCGCUCGAAAUCGCAACCUGCCUGGUACUGGCACAGUUUGCGUUUCCUCGGCACUGUGUAUGUUCUGGUGGUUGCCUAUCGUAGCAGCUUUCCAGCGGAUUAUCCUCACCGAUAUGUCUUCUGGGACAGCAUGUUGAGCAGCAUUCUGAUCCACAGGUCUCUUGCCGCUGUAGAGGAGGUGGCAUGGAUGCUGCAGAUCAUUCUCAUCCAGACCUUCUGUGCUGCCCCUUGGGCAAGAAUCCCAGUUCUCUGCACUUCUACGUGUAUGGGCCUCGUCAUUGUGACAGCGGAGUGCUUCUCAUUCACCGGAACCAUAACGCAGAGUUUCUGCUGGUUUGCAUGGGAGGAGACUUGCUGGGCCGUCAGCUUUGCCAUGGGCCUUCCAGUCUACAUACAUUUGCUGAUCGCGGAUGGCAAGCUUCGCAGGCGCAGGGUCAAGGAGGCGCCGAAGGGUGGCGAGGAGAGGGGCGCAUUCGAUGGGAAAGACUUUGGUUUGGUGAUGACGCUUUUCUGCAUUGGCUAUGUGCCCUACAUGGCAGCCGUGGAUGUUCCGUCCUACUGGAAGGAUCACCAAACUCAGCAGCUACAAAGUUUCGUGCCGAACAGCUUCGCGGAAGGGGUCUGGAACGCCUUGACCUUCAGGGAUGUCACUCACAACUUGUCACUCUGGCAGCCUUCUCUCCUUUGGAAGAGUCUAUACUUCACCCUGGGGCCAUGGCUGAGCAUGGCCAUGAUGACGGCGCCAGUGGUUGAGGUGGAUGAGGUAGGCAAACCUUCUGAGUGUACCAGCUCUGUGGACGUGGACGUCUAG
Cladocopium goreaui is the source of this 4101-nucleotide messenger RNA. The record is from the annotation of a GenBank genome assembly. Lineage: Eukaryota; Dinophyceae; Suessiales; Symbiodiniaceae.